AUGCUGCUGCGUUUGGUGCAGCAGAGCACCAGAAAGAAGAAGAAAAAAAGGCGUGAUGACGAGAUGCAAAUAAAACUUCCUUCAAUUCUAUACCGAGUGAUAUUCAGCGUGCUGUUGUACCUCCUCCCACAGUUCAAACCCCCUACACCUCUGUAUUCCAUUGCAUUCGCUCACCUCUACCCCGUCGCGCCCCUCCGCCUCCUCCGCCGGCGCGUCGAAGCCCCCGCUGCUCACCGCGCCGCUCCCCUCCCUCCGCCGCGUUUCGAAGCCCCCGCGCUCCUCCCUCUGCCGUGCCUCGAAGACCCCGUGCUGCUCCCUCUGCCGCGCCUCGAAGCCCCCCGCGCUGGUCGAAGCCCCCUGCGCCGGUCCGGCCGCCGCGGCGCCCCGUGCCUCGAAGCCCCCCGCGACGCUCCGUCCGCCGGCACGCCCCGCCGCCGCACCCCGCGCCUCGACGUCCCCCGCGACGCUCCGUCCGCCGCCGCGCCCUGCCUCCUCGAGGACCUCGCGUCGUCGCUCCCUCCGCCGUGCCUGGAAGCCCCCCGCGGUGCUCUGUCCGCCUCUGCCGCGCCUCCAAGACCCCGUGCGCGCUUCCUCCGACCGAGCAGUGUUGAGCCAGGGAUGACGGGACGUCCUCUCCUACACCGCCAGUACGCCGCACCACGCGCAGGGACCACCUCUCGUCGGCACCCCCUUCCCCUCCGACCAUGACCACACCGUGGCGGGCACCGAGACGACGAGUCGCCGUCCCCAAACCGGAAUAAAGCAUUACGGCUACGGCGGCGGGCCGGCGGCAGUCAUGGACUCCCUUGAUCCACCUGUAGCUAUGCGCCAUGCCAGCAUGUGACCUGGGUCGCAAUGGCGGAGGCCCUUCCCUUCCGGCUCGUCGUCACCGGCGGCCGCCACCAUUGUCCAUCUGCAAACUACAAUGUGACAAACUAACAAGGAGUCAAGGAUUCAGAUUCAGUAUUCCAAGUUCAGAUUUAUCGGCUCGUCCAGAUUGAUGUCACUGCGAUCCAGCUGCAAAUCUGAAACGAGGCAUGCUUGCAGCGCGGCCGUGCAGGAUCUGAAUGGAAGUGGAACGA
Messenger RNA from Panicum hallii, 1082 nucleotides. Its product is annotated as translation initiation factor IF-2-like. Lineage: Eukaryota; Viridiplantae; Streptophyta; Magnoliopsida; Poales; Poaceae. The coding region runs from base 1 to 708 and encodes 235 amino acids. The transcript has 3 exons. The record is from RefSeq and is a predicted model, not a curated record.